Prunus avium (sweet cherry) is the source of this 1813-nucleotide messenger RNA. Lineage: Eukaryota; Viridiplantae; Streptophyta; Magnoliopsida; Rosales; Rosaceae. The record is from RefSeq and is a predicted model, not a curated record.
GAGAGGAAGGGAGGCCUAACAUGAGAGCAAGAGCCUAGUUUGGUAGCCAAGGAUGACUUGCCUGCUCUACCAGAGAGACCAAUUCUCCAUUGGUGUAACUUCGUUGGAUUGGAAGCUUCUGUUUGGCCAGGCAGUCAUCCAGGCUAAACUGACAGGCUCUUCUUUCUCAUGCCAGGCCUUCUCUUCUUCCAUGAUCAGAACUGGAGAAAUGAGGGUUCUUUGUUGAAGAAAAGCAAUUAGAGAGAAACCAGUUUAUCAAGAAUGUGGGAACUUCAAUCGGAUUGGUACUCCCCUACUCGCCUGAACAGCAACCCCAUUACCCAAUACGACUUUCCGGGAGAUCGGUUUAUACCCAAUAGGAGUUUGAUGGAUCUUGAUCAAGCCCGCAGUUUACUGUCAAACAGGACAACACCAAACCGGAACUCCAAUUUCAAUGAGGUGUACAGGAAGAGCAUAGAGGACAAACUGACUUUGGAUUCAGAAGGGAACCCAUUUAGGAUGUUGGUUUUUAGGGGAAGUCCAAAAUCAAACAGAAAGUCCAUUCGUUGUGUUGAUCUGAUGCGACAGGAUGAGGCAAAGGAAUUGGAUGGUAAUGGUAAACACCAUCAGCCUCGAAGAUUGCCUAAGGGGGAAGCUAGAAUUCUGGAUGCACCAAACAUAAGAAAUGACUUUUACAUGAGCACCAUGGAUUGGGGGAAGAACAAUGUAAUUGCAAUUGCUUUAGGCAAAGAUUUAUUCCUCUGGAACGCAGAGAACCGAGAGGUUCAUAAGCUGUUGCAAGUUGAUGAUCUGAACGAUUUUCCAUCAAGUGUAGCCUGGUCUCAAGAUGCCAAAACUGUAGCAGUUGGAUUUAGGCGUUCAAAACUCCAACUGUGGGAUGCUGAGACUUCUAAGCUUGUUAGAAGCCUAGAAAGCCACAAGGACAGGAUAGCAAGCAUUACCUGGAAUGGCCACACAUUAACAUCCGGCAGCCGCGACAAGUCCAUCAUCAACCAUGAUGUCAGAGCAGGAAGCAAUGUGACUUGCCGUUUACGGACACACACUGAAGAAGUCUGUGGUUUGAAAUGGUCAGGAGAAGGCAAUGUAUUGGCAAGCGGCGGCAAUGAAAAUCUUCUGUACAUAUGGGACUCUUCCAAAAUGAACUCACAGAGAUUCUUGUUUCGUCUUAAAGACCAUCGUGCUGCAGUCAAGGCCCUUGCGUGGUGUCCUUAUCAGUCUGAAGUGCUAGCCUCCGGGGGAGGCACGAAAGAUGGGUGUAUUAAGAUAUGGAACACGAAAAAGGGAACCUGCAUCAAAAGCAUUGCUACUGAAUCUCAGGUUUGUGGACUGGAGUGGAACAGGCAUCACAAGGAGAUAAUGAGUGGCCAUGGCUAUAGUGCAAGCGAGCUCAUCAAGAAUCAGCUAUGCCUUUGGAGGUAUCCCUCCAUGGAUAAAGUUGGAAGCUUGAAUCGCUACACAUCCAGAGUCCUUCAUCUUUCUCAGAGCCCUGAUGGGUUAACUGUGGUAUCAGCUGUAGCAGAUGGCUCUCUUCGAUUUUUGGAGGUCUUUGGACCACCAAGCAUUGACAAAUCAAGGAUCUCCCCUCUGGAUGGUCUAUUGUCUCUUAAGAUUUCUCCCAUAAGAUGAUAUGAAUACAAGAUGUAGUUUAGGGUAUAGAGAAAACCAAAUGUAGAUGAUCAACUUUAUAUUUUGUAGAAAACCACAGAGAUAUACAUGCUCCCCUAAGAUCCUAAAUUCUAUCUACUCGGGUGCAAUACAAUUUAGUACAUGCUGCCUAAACUCGAAUGACCUCUGUAUGUAUCACAUUUACUGC